Microplitis mediator is the source of this 507-nucleotide messenger RNA. Its product is annotated as neprilysin-2-like. Gene Ontology annotation, molecular function: metalloendopeptidase activity. The coding region runs from base 1 to 507 and encodes 168 amino acids. The record is from RefSeq and is a predicted model, not a curated record. NCBI's taxonomy places the organism in Eukaryota, Metazoa, Arthropoda, Insecta, Hymenoptera, Braconidae. The transcript has 4 exons. Gene Ontology annotation, biological process: proteolysis.
AUGUCGGAAUUAUUUGAGGAUCAUUAUUGUCGAAAAUUCAAGAAUGGUUUGAUCUUGACAAUUUUUACAAUUUUGUUUAACGUUAGUUUAGCAAAAAAUGUACAUAGCUUAGAUGAUUCUGUGCUCACUAAUCGAGUAUCAGAUAAUCAAUACACAUCUUCUCAAUAUGCAAUAGAACGUUUACAAACCGCCGCAAAGAUUCUUAAAAAUCAAAAUCCAAAUGUUAAGCCAUGUGACAAUUUUUAUGAAUUUACGUGUGGUAAUUAUGAUAAUAAGUAUAAAAGAAACCUCAAAUCAAUAAAUCGAUUUAUGAAUCCAUCGAGAUAUACACAUUUGUUCAUAAAUCGUCAAAUAAAUAAUUUAAUAAUGAAUUCAAAUAAAGUCAAUAAUAAAUCAAAAUCUGCUGAGUUAAUUGGAAAUUUAUACAACAGUUGUAUUAAUGAAAGUAUGAUUACUUUUAUUUAUCAGUUAAUAGUAAUAUUUCUUAGAUUCAUAGAUAUGAACUAA